Molecule: messenger RNA, 1557 nt
Organism: Plasmodium malariae
Lineage: Eukaryota; Apicomplexa; Aconoidasida; Haemosporida; Plasmodiidae
Product: conserved Plasmodium protein, unknown function
Exons: 2
Coding region: 1-1557 (518 amino acids)
Source: RefSeq, a predicted model, not a curated record
AUGAUGACACUACGUAGAAUUAGGAGAGCGUGGUUCAGUAGUGAUGUUAACAUAUCAAACCUUCUAAGAAAAAAAGCAAUUUUAUUUGAAAAUGUGAAGAGAGAAAAUUGUAAAAAAGAAUUAAUAUUAAAUUAUUUUAAUAUGAAAGGUGUAAAAUUGAAGAGUGGUGAUAUACACAUUAUGACCAAUAUCUUUUGCAGACCUACAGGAAGAAUUAUUGUUCUAAUUGAUGAUAUCAAAAAGCAAAAUUUCAAUUUUAAUUUUGAUACCCAUAACAGAAAGGAGCAUAACGCAGAUACCGAAAAUAUAGCGGAAUCAUGCAAUACGGAAAAAAAUGGCAUGGGUGAAAAUAACAACUCGUUGCAUGAUAGUAGUGAUGUGAUUAAUUCGGAAAAGAACAAAAAGACGUAUUGUCAAUUGAGCAGUAAAGAGGAUAAUAAGUUGUUUGUCCAAAAGGAUAACCAAACAGGGAGUGAAACUACAUCUAGUAAAAGGUGGAAUAUGCAAUUAAAAAAUAUGUUCAAAGAUUGUAAAAUUCAUUUAUGCGAUGACUAUGAAAUAGAAAAAUUUAUAGAAGAAUGUGAAAGGUUUUUAAGGUUUACAGAAGAUAUUAAAAGAAUAGCAAAAUUUGAAAAUUUAAAUAAAAUAGUAACUAUCAUAAAUAUUCCAAGCUGUUAUGGAAGAAAAGAAGUAGCACAAAUUAUUUUUGAUUGUGCUAAAAUUAAUGUUGAAUUAAAAAAUAUUAUUUUUAGGUUUAAAAAAAAUGGAAUACAAAGUGAUUGUGCUUAUGUCUUAUGCAAUAAUAUAAAUGAUGCAAAUAUUAUACUAAAUAAAAUGCAAGAAUAUCCAGUAGCUAAAAAAUAUCAUCUAAAAGAAUUCUUCGGUACAUGUUUUUUAUAUGCCUCCAAAAAUAACCUUUUUAUUAGUUCAGAUAAACUAGAUUAUAUUACAAUUUUUUCAAAGUAUAAAAUAUUUACGUGUGGAUGGCAUAAGGAUAUCUCAAUAAAGGAAUUUGAAAGCUUUUUAAUUACUCUCAAAAUUUUUCCGAAUAAAAUUAUUAAAAUUAAUUACAACACAAAAGUGAUUACAGAUGAUAUUCGUGAUUCCUUUGACUCGCAGCAAAGGGACGAAAAGGAUGGAAAAGGAAAUGGUAUAAAUGGUAUUGUACCUGAUAAGAUAAAAGCUAAUGAAGUAUCCCAUAAAAGGGGAAAUAACGUAGACAGUAACACAAGCAAUAAAUACCAACUGAGUCAUAUAGAUUACAAUCACAUUUUAAUAAACAUAGAAGAGUUUUGUUCUUCGAUGAGCAUAUAUGAUAAAUUAAACGAAGCUAACGAGUUGAAUACAUCAUCUUUCAUUUUAUUUUUUGAAAAUAUGAGGAUGACAAAAAAGGUGUUUACAAAAUUCGAAAGACUAAAAAAGAAAUGGAAAAUGUCAGCUACCAACAAUUUUUACGCAUACCCCAAAAUUCCGGAUAUUCAUUUUAACGACGACGAAAAUUACAAGGAUGAAAACGAUUAUGAAGACUCGGAUUUGGAUGAAGAAAUAGAAUAUUAA